Messenger RNA from Trifolium pratense (red clover), 1050 nucleotides. Its product is annotated as small RNA-binding protein 11, chloroplastic. Gene Ontology annotation, molecular function: RNA binding. The transcript has 4 exons. The record is from RefSeq and is a predicted model, not a curated record. NCBI's taxonomy places the organism in Eukaryota, Viridiplantae, Streptophyta, Magnoliopsida, Fabales, Fabaceae. The coding region runs from base 72 to 527 and encodes 151 amino acids.
UUUUUAAACGCUCUGAGCAAAAAUUAUGAGCGCCCUAAUUCUCAUUCUUCUGUCUCUGGAAUUCCAUUUCAAUGGCCUCCAUCACAAGAAUAGUCGGUCACAAUAAUUCCGUAUCUCCCUUUCUUCUCACUUUCCGCAGAGCUAUUGCUUUCAAGCUUUUCGUUGGAGGACUCUCCUUUCACACUACAGAUAAAUCAUUGUCAGAUGCAUUCUCAAAUUAUGGACAAGUUGUUGAAGCUAAAGUUAUAACGGAUAGGGUGUCAGCGAAAUCUAAAGGGUAUGGUUUUGUUACUUUUGCUUCACAAGAUGAAGCUGAGUGUGCCAUAACAGAGAUGAAUGAAAAGGCAUUAAACGGACGUGUUAUCUUCGUUGAUUAUGCAAAACCAAAUACUAAACGCAGUAUGGGAAUGCCAAUUGCCAGAGGACCUCCAGAAGAUCUGAACAAACAACAGUCAGUAGAUUCUGCCGGAGCACCUCCUGAAGAUCUGAACAAACAACAGACAGUAGAUUCUCCUAAAGACGCAUGAGAUACAUUACGAGGUUUUGACGUACUUAAGUAAGCGAUGUGUUAAAAAUAGGAUUAAACUUCUGUAAGGUGAGCAAUUUGCUACUUUAGAAUGUAAAGUAAAUAAUCUCAACUGAUAGAUAAUGUUAUAUGCACGAGCCUAGCAAAAACUAUGAAUGUGCUGGAAUAUCAAUUGUUGGUUGAGAUUGCUCAAUUUACCCUUUAAUGUGAAUUGCUUGCUUUAAAUGAGUCAAAUCAAUAAAAAUAGUAGCAAAUUUUUCUUUCAUCAGUUCUUACUUACAUUUGCAUAUGGAGGAAUGAGUUUUAUGAGGUUAUAUAGAUCCUUUCAUUUAUUAGAACAUUGCUCAGUGCUAAGUGAAAGAUUUAUGUAAUUCGGGUUACGCUCUUCUAAACGAGCUUGUAUAUAAAGUGAGAAAAUAUGUGUGUGUGUGUGUGUGUGUGUGUGUUCACCUCUAGAUUCAUGUAUAGUAUGUUAAGAUUAUUAUAUAAACUUUGAUUUUUUUUUAAAUGACCAAUGUUAGUAA